AUGAAAUCAACAGCUCCAAUAGAUAAUAUAGAUUUAAAAAAAGAAAUUGAUAAAGUAGCUUAAAUGGAUUUACCUGUUCAACCUGAAACUAACUUUUAAUUCUUUGAUUAAUAGAUAUCUGUUUAACCACCAGAUUUACCUAAUGCUAGUAUUGCAUCUCCAUUAACACCUGGAAAUGGUUAUGCUCCAUCAAUACCUUAUACACAUAAUGUUAAAGAAAAUAAUAGAACUAGUAUUAAAGAUUUACUUGUAAGAGCCAAGGCUGGUAUGUAAGCAGGUGAUAUUUAAAAAGAAGCUCAUUUAUCAUUUUAUUUAGGAAUGGUUUAUGAGAGUAGUAAAAAUCAUAAUGAAGCAGUGAGAUUUUAUAAGAAAUUUGUUGCUUGUGCUAAGUUAAUGGAAGAUAAAAUAGGAAUGGCAUUAGGUACUAAUAGAGUAGGCUUUAAUUAUUAUAAUGCAGGUAAUUUUACUAAAUCAAUUGAAUUUCAUAAACAAAAUUUGUAAUAUUCAGAUCAAGAAAAUAUGUUUACAGGAUUCUAUAAUAUGGGAUUAGCUUAUAGAAGAUUAAAAAAUUAUGAAGAAUCUAUAGAUUAUUUUUCAAAUGCUUUGGAAUGGGCAUAAAAAAGAGAUGAAGCAGAAUCAUCAUGCAUUUCUUAUGGUUAAUUAGGAAUAGUAUUUUUAGAAGUCAAAUAAUAUGAUUAAGCAUUUGAAAAUUUUCAAGUAAAGUUUUUAAAGAUCAAUAGAAUUGUUAUGAGUUAGCUAGAAGAUUGAAAAAUCACAAAUUACAAUUAGAUUGCUUAUUGAAUCUUAUUAAAAUUUCAGGAUAUCUUUAAACUUCAACUGAAGUAUAAACAUAAAUUUUGAAAAAUGCAAUUUUAGUAAUUUUUAUUUUUAUUUUUUUAAAGUGUGCAAAUCAUUUAAAUGAAAAAUCAAUAGCCACUUUAUGUUUAUGUAACUUAGGUGUUCUUGAAUCAAAACCUCUUUUACCGAAUUAAUAGUAUGACGAUUUAGAUUAUGAAUAAUUUUGA
This is a messenger RNA of Paramecium sonneborni, 1025 nucleotides long. NCBI's taxonomy places the organism in Eukaryota, Ciliophora, Oligohymenophorea, Peniculida, Parameciidae. The record is from the annotation of a GenBank genome assembly.